CAUGGCGACGUCGAAGCUACUCGCCUGGUUAUCAAAUCGGAGUUCGUGCAGCGCCGUAAGCCAGUCCAUCCCUCCUCUCCCAUGUGGUCGAGACCCCAUACAAACCGGACGUAAGGUUGGAAACAAAAUAAUACUGGUUAUCUUGUUUUCUUAGCUUGUAUUGACUUGUUUCCUUAUUCAUAAAGGCCUUGAUGUCCCUUCCUUUGGUACGAGUAUCUAGGAAGUUACGAUGGUCGGGAGUAGGAUACGGAUUUUUAUUCUCAUUCUAGAAUUGCCUACCUCACAUACCUGCCUACCUAAUCUACCUUAGGUACCUAGGCAGCCAGUCGCCAGCAUGUCCGAGCUAAUUUCCACGCCACCGAAAGAGGUGGUGGUGAUCGAGUCCUCGCGCGACGCCUCCGGAUCCUCCCAUAGCAGCAACGACAACGGUGAGGCUGGAGAGAAGGCCAAAGUGCCAUGGUGGGGGUACAUCUGGGACUACGAGCCGGGGCGGACGCGGGAGGAGCGGGUGUUCGUGCAGAAACUGGACGUGUUCCUGGUGACGAUGCUCUCGUUCGGGUACUUCAUCAAGAACCUGGACCAGACCAACAUCGGCAACGCCUUCGUCAGCGGCAUGAAGGAGGACCUGGCCAUGAACGGCAACGAGAUCAACCUCGUCGACGUCGCCUGGACCGUCGGCUACGUCGUCGGCCAGAUCCCAUCACAGAUUAUCUUAACGAAAGUCCGGCCCUCCGUCUGGGUCCCGACCUGCGAGCUCGUCUGGACCAUCCUGACCUUCUGCCUCGCCGCCGCCAAGACCUCCAACCACGUCAUCGCCAUCCGCUUCUUCGUCGGCCUCGCCGAGUCCUCCUUCUACCCGGCCGCCCACUCCAUCCUCGGCUCCUGGUACAAGCCGUCCGAGCUGGGGAAGCGCGCCUGCAUCUUCCACGCCUCCUCCGCCGCCGCGAGCAUGUUCUCCGGCUACCUCCAGGCCGGCGUGUAUAAGGGGCUAAAUGGCGUUCAUGGUUUCGCGGGCUGGCAAUGGCUAUUUAUCAUGGACGGAGUUAUCAGUCUCCCGAUUUGCAUUGCGGGAUACUUCAUCCUACCCGAUCUCCCGGAGAACACCAAGGCCUUCUAUCUGAGCGAAGAGGACCGCACUAUGGCUAGAACCCGUAUGGAGAAAAUCGGACGCGCGCCUCGAACGAGGUUGGGGCGCUCGGCAUUCAAGCGUAUAUUCGGCCGAUGGCACGUGUACCUUCUAUCGAUCUUGUACAUAAUCUUCAUCAACAUCGGCCCAUCGUCAAGCAUCAACCCCAUGGCUCUCUGGCUCAAGUCCAAGGGCGAGUCCGUGGAGCGCAUAAACCUCAUCCCCACCGCCUCCUCCGCCGUGCAACUCGUGCUCACCGUGACCUUCGCCAUCAUCUCGGACGCCCUGCGCCGGCGCGCCGCCAUAAUGUCCGUCUCCACCUUCCUCGGCGGCUUCGCCGCGCUGCUCCUCGCGAUCUGGAACAUCCCCACGGGGCUGAAGUGGUUCGCCUUCCUCCUGCAGAAGGCGUCGGUCCCCUACGGGCCCCUGAGCAUGAGCUGGGCGAACGAGAUCUGCGGCGGCGACGCCGAGGAGCGCGCCAUCGUCAUCGGCAUCAUGAACACGCUCGGCUACGCCUUCAACGCGUGGGUCCCGCUCCUGACGUACCCGCAGCUCGACGCGCCCACCUUCCGCAAGGGCUUCGUCUUCUCGACCGUCGCGUUCGCGGCGCAGGCGGGCAUCACCGCCACGGUCGCGGCCAUGUACAAGCGGGAUUUGAAGAAGGCCGGCAGGAACUUGAGCUUGGAGCAGGAGGCGGUGGAUCGGGAGAGGAGGGUUGCGGAUGAGGAGGGGGUUGCUUCGUAGGGUUGUAUACCUAGGGGUAUGUAUUGUACCUAGCAGGUAUAUAGGUACCUAUAUAGGCGCCUCCUGAGGUGUUUUAGUGUACAUGGUGAGAGAUAUAGGCGUAAAUACAUUCACAACAGCGUCAUUUGCGAUACAGCUUCACUUUCGAUCAUAUUCUUUGUGCGUGAGUAGGUAGGUAACCUAGGUAUGUAUUUAUUACCUACAUGUAGGCAUCAAACAAGCACCUACCCACCUACCCAUCCAUCUAUCCCCAAGCAUAACAAAAUCCCAAAAUCCCCCCCCAAAAAAAUCUAAAACCCAGACUCCUCCAUCAUCCUAGCAAUCACCUCAUCAGAAAUCCAAC
Messenger RNA from Hypoxylon fragiforme, 2213 nucleotides. RefSeq names its product MFS general substrate transporter. Lineage: Eukaryota; Fungi; Ascomycota; Sordariomycetes; Xylariales; Hypoxylaceae. Gene Ontology annotation, cellular component: membrane. Gene Ontology annotation, biological process: transmembrane transport. Gene Ontology annotation, molecular function: transmembrane transporter activity. The coding region runs from base 335 to 1870 and encodes 511 amino acids. The record is from RefSeq and is a predicted model, not a curated record. The transcript has 5 exons.